AUGCUACAAGAGACCUUUUUGGGUAUAGACCACCUUGACGCCUGGGCCCAUCUAAACAAUGUCAAGUUCAAUGGGGUCAAAGUCUCCUCAACAUUUACGGAAAGAGGGUCUGUGUUGAUCGCUACAAGGCAACUCUCUGAUGAAAACCCAAUACUUCUAACAGUUCCACGCGAACUUGUCCUCUCUCUAGAGAACGUGUGGGUAUAUGCGAAAUGUGACAAGCAUCUGACACAAGUACUAGAGGCUGUUGGUGAUUGGGCCAAAGUACUCCGCACCGCAGAUACGUGGGUAACCCACAAUGCAACACAAGGACAGAUUGGGGUGAAAAACCCUUUCAGCCAAUAUGUGAAGUACUUACCAGAAGAGUUCAGUAUCCCUACGUUUUGGAACGAGGAUGAGAGGGCACUGCUUGAGGGAACGUCACUGGAUGCUGCCUUGAACUCUAAGCUGCAGAGUCUCGAGCGCGAGUUCGAGCAUCUGCAUGAUACGACUCGAGCCAUUCCUUGGUGCAAUCGGCACUGGUGGGAUGGCGAGGAAGGAGAACUAUCCUUGGACAAUUGGAAGUUUGUAGAUGCUGCAUACAGAUCCCGAGCCCUUGAUUUACCCGGGACUGGUCAUGCAACUGUCCCUUGUAUCGACAUGGCCAACCAUGCUUCUGGAGAAAAUACAGUUGCCUUAUACGAGACAGACGCAGAUGGCAAUGCAAUCCUGCUUCUUAGGGAUGGUAGAAGGAUCUCAGUAGGCGAUGAAGUCAGUAUCACUUACGGAGACGACAAGGGUGCUUGCGAAAUGCUGUUCUCCUAUGGUUUCAUCGAAGACGGAACCAGGUCUGCCAAAGAACUUUUCCUGAGCUUGAAUGCAAUGAAUGAUGACCCGUUGGGAACUGCAAAGAAAGUGGCUUCCAAGGCUCCACCUGGUUUCCGCCUUUACAAGAGGGAUACUCACAUCGACUGGGAGUCCGACUUUGUGUGGCUGCUGUGCAUCAACGAAGAAGAUGGUCUAGCCAUUAAAGUGGCACAAAGCCACGAUGGAGAAAGAGAGCUGCAAAUGUCUUGGAAAGAGCGGAGCCUUGUAAGCUCCGCAAGCAUUCGAGAGAUGCUUCAAGUCGAGCCCAACUGGGACGUCUUCCAACUGCGAGCGAUCGCGAUCCUGCAAGCUCGGGUUGAAGAGCAGUUGAGAGGAUUGAAAGACAGCGAGGAGCGAGUCCAGGCCAUCCAGCAAGACGGAGAGAUCCGAGCAGAACGCGAGGGCUAUGCGAUCGAGUUGCGAGAUCUCGAACAGAGUCUGCUUCUGGAGGGUUACGAGGCUUUCGAAGAAAGCAAACGUGUUUUGCUGCAGUCACAUGUGGUCCAAAAAUAUUUGGGCCUUGGAGCACAGGAAGAGGCUACUGGUCCGGAGGAUGACUUUGCGUAA
Bacidia gigantensis is the source of this 1413-nucleotide messenger RNA. RefSeq lists its product as uncharacterized. Gene Ontology annotation, cellular component: nucleus. Gene Ontology annotation, biological process: peptidyl-lysine monomethylation. NCBI's taxonomy places the organism in Eukaryota, Fungi, Ascomycota, Lecanoromycetes, Lecanorales, Ramalinaceae. The coding region runs from base 1 to 1413 and encodes 470 amino acids. Gene Ontology annotation, molecular function: protein binding; protein-lysine N-methyltransferase activity. The transcript has 2 exons. The record is from RefSeq and is a predicted model, not a curated record.